Molecule: messenger RNA, 576 nt
Organism: Zingiber officinale
Lineage: Eukaryota; Viridiplantae; Streptophyta; Magnoliopsida; Zingiberales; Zingiberaceae
Product: rho GTPase-activating protein gacY-like
Exons: 5
Source: RefSeq, a predicted model, not a curated record
CAGGAGUUUGAACCCUUGAUUCAGAAACCGUACAGCAUUGUUUACAUUCACUCUGCAGCCUCUUUGCAAGUGCAACCGGAUUUGGGUUGGAUGAAGCGGAUGCAACAAGUAUUGGGUCGAAAACACAAGAAAAAUUUGCAUGCUAUAUAUGCCUUGCAUCCGACACUGGGAUUAAGGACAGCAAUAUUUGCUCUGCAGCUUUUGGUGGACGGAGAGGUAUGGAAGAAAAUUGUAUAUGUGGACCGACUCUUGCAUUUGUUCAGAUAUGUUCCUCGUGAGCAGUUGACCAUCCCUGACUUUGUCUUCCAGCAUGAUCUUGAAGUAAAUGGAGGGAAAGGCUUCAUCGUUGAUCCAAGAACAAAAUAUAUCUAUCAAAGAACAUCUGCAUGAUUGGAAUAGGUUAAAUUUAUGUUCAAUCUUGUACAAAAUUUGUGUACAAACUUCAGUGCCUUAAUUUUUGCUUUCGUCAUUUUGUAUGUAAAAUUGUGGUGUUCAAGCUCCUCACUGAACAAUGACCUGAUUCUUUUUGAGAAACAGCUAAAUGGACAAAUAAAAGUGCUGGGUUUGGUUGUCUAA